GUUUAGAUGAUGAAAGGGAACUAACCCAAGUGUUUCUCAUCAAAAGAGUAUUUGAUAUGAAUUGUCGAAAUAUCUGUCACUUAGAUUAACAAACUAAAAGUUAAGCUAGAUUAAUAGCAGCAGAUACUAUGAAUAGUUUAAAAGCAGCAAAGGGUUUGUUACGGAAAGAAAUUAAACAGAGAGUAGCAGGUUUGACAGAAAGUGAAAAACAGAGACAGUCAAAAAUUGUAACAGACAAGUUGUUAUCUCUAGAAAAGUUCCAGUUCAGUAAGAGGGUAUCUGUAUACCUACACAUGUCAGAUGAAAUUCAGACAGUAGCUAUUCUAAAACACUUGAUAAAGACCAAGGAAUGUUUUAUACCGCAAUACAUUGGACCUAAAAUGAAAAUGGUCAAGUUAAACUCAUGGCAAGAUUAUAAAGAACUUCCAGAAACAAAAUGGAAAAUAAAACAGCCAGCAGAUGAUGAUGUCAGACCUGAUGCACUUGAUACAGGAGGUUUAGAUUUGAUAAUUAUGCCUGGUUUAGGUUUCUCUGCUGACGGUGAUAGACUUGGUCGUGGAAAAGGAUAUUAUGAUACAUAUCUUCAGAAAUGUGAAAAAAUGGGAUAUAAACCAUACACUGUUGCCUUAGCCUUUAAUGAACAGAUAUGUGAAUCUAUACCUACAGACACUCAUGACAAAAAGUUGGAUUUAGUUUUGUUUCCAGAUAGCUAAUAAAUCAUUACAAUGAAA
This is a messenger RNA of Mytilus trossulus (common blue mussel), 731 nucleotides long. RefSeq names its product 5-formyltetrahydrofolate cyclo-ligase-like. The record is from RefSeq and is a predicted model, not a curated record. Gene Ontology annotation, biological process: folic acid-containing compound biosynthetic process; tetrahydrofolate interconversion. Gene Ontology annotation, molecular function: 5-formyltetrahydrofolate cyclo-ligase activity. Bases 129 to 713 code for a protein of 194 amino acids. The transcript is spliced from 4 exons. Gene Ontology annotation, cellular component: mitochondrion. NCBI's taxonomy places the organism in Eukaryota, Metazoa, Mollusca, Bivalvia, Mytilida, Mytilidae.